UUCUCCGUGCCUUCCCUCCGCGCGCCGCCGGACGAUUGGCGUCGGGUGAUGGCAGGCGUCACUUGCUGACCCCGGCGCUGCGAGGACGAGGCACCGGCCAGAGCGUAGGAGAGGAGGAUAUAUCGGUGGCUGUGAGGUGUCCAGGCUGUUCCGAAAUGCUCAGGGGAGCCUGAUGACCACAAUCGCCUCUCCGCCGUGUGAGUUUAUUGCUUUUUGUCUGGCAGUGGCGGAGGUCUCGCCUGUUGUCACGGCAUGGGUGGAGUACGUGGGAGGGCGAGCACGCUAAUUAAUCAUGGAGGCAGUCAGAGGGGUGGGUUUACCUGCGAUUGUGGCUACACUGACACACGUACCGCACUAGGGAACAGACACCUCGGUCGGUGCGGUUCCGCCGCACCGUCGGAGACGGCUUGAGCUUCGCCGAGAGCAGCAUCACACACCAGCAGGGUUGGAAAUGGGCUUGGUGCUAACAUGUCGGUUGAAGGUCAAAGGCAUGAGGGGCAUCAACAAGGCAAGCUUUGAGCAUUGACGCAGAGUCUCAAAAUAAU
Messenger RNA from Ectocarpus sp. CCAP 1310/34, 545 nucleotides. The record is from the annotation of a GenBank genome assembly. NCBI's taxonomy places the organism in Eukaryota, Phaeophyceae, Ectocarpales, Ectocarpaceae.